UGAGACCUGGCAAGGAGCACAUGAGACUCACAAAACAACUUCCACAACAAUAACAAGAAGAGCUAGGCAGAGAGGAAGAGGAGAGGAGAGGAGGCAGCAGCAAGAGCAGCAGUGCCGGGACGCUCCUAUUUUUCUAAUGUAAAAGAUCACCCUGAACCAUGGAGGUCCUGCAGUGUGAUGGCUGCGAUUUUCGAGCUCCAUCCUACGAAGACCUGAAAGCUCACAUUCAGGAUGUUCACACUGCUUUCCUGCAGCCAACUGAUGUCUCUGAGGAGAGUCCUACCCAGCCAAGGUCUGGUUCCAUCAACGCCAGCAACCAGACCGAGGUUGAAUUUUCUUCUGUAAAGGAUGAAUUCGCAAUUGCAGAUGACAUAGCAGGGCAAAAUGCAACAAGUCAGAUGGGGACUGGAAGUUACUAUAGCCAGAGCCAGACUUUCUAUGGCCAGCAUAUGGCUCCAAACCCUAAACCAACCAGCAAGUUUUUCCAGUGCAAGUUCUGUGUGCGUUACUUCCGUUCCAAAAACCUCCUCAUAGAGCACACACGGAAGGUUCAUGGAGCACAGGCUGGGGGGAGCUCAGUGGGGCCACCAGCUUCUAGUUCCCUAAAUUACAACAUCAUGAUGCAUGAAGGGUUUGGUAAAGUUUUCAGUUGCCAGUUCUGCACCUACAAGUCACCCAGGCGUGCGAGGAUUAUUAAGCACCAGAAAAUGUAUCACAAAAACAACCUGAAAGAGAGUUCAGCUCCUGCUGCUGCUGCUGCUGCUGCUGCUGCUGCUGCUGUGUCUGAAUCAACGUCUGCUUCUGUGCCAGUGCAGGAACCCUGCAAGGAGCUGCCGGCAGAGGUGGUGGAGCGGAGCAUUUUGGAGUCGAUGGUCAAGCCCCUGACCAAGUCUAGGGGCAACUUUUGCUGUGAGUGGUGCAGCUACCAGACACCUCGGAGGGAGCGCUGGUGUGACCACAUGAUGAAGAAGCACCGCAGCAUGGUGAAAAUCCUGUCGAGCCUGAGGCAGCAGCAGGAUGGAACCAGCGCACCUGAGGUGCAGAGUAAGAGUGCCCAGAGUGCCUCUCCAAACUCGAAUUACAUGUCCAUGAACACAACAGGACGUGAGAUGUCGAGUGCUAAUGUCUCAAACUUCAGGGGAUCUAUGGGCAAUUCACUUAUCAGGCCCAACUCUUCUACAUCUUCAAAGUUUUCUUCUGUGUCUUACCCUCAAAUGAAGCCUAAGUCACCUCACAACUCGGGCAUGGUUAAUUUGUCUGACAGAUCCCGCUAUGGAAUUGCUGAUAUGACGAAUUCUUCUGCUGACCUGGAAACAAGCAGUAUGCUAAAUGACUCCAGCUCAGAUGAAGAGCUAAAUGAAAUGGACAGCGAGAAUGGCUUAAACUCCAUGGAUCACCAGACCUCAGGAAUGUCUGCAGAGCAGCUGAUGGGAUCUGAUGGCAACAAACUAUUGGAAACAAAGGGAAUUCCCUUCAGGAGAUACAUGAACAGGUUCCAGUGUCCUUUCUGCCCUUUCCUGACGAUGCACCGCCGAAGUAUUUCCCGUCACAUUGAGAACAUCCACCUGUCUGGGAAGACGGCCGUGUACAAGUGUGACGAGUGCCCCUUCACCUGCAAGAGCUCUCUGAAGCUCGGUGCCCACAAGCAGUGCCACACAGGAGCAACAUCCGACUGGGACACCAUGAACUCCCAGGCCGAGAGCAUUGCCUCGUCCCUGAAUGACAGCGCGGUGUCCUACGAGAGUGGGAAUAUCAACGGCAGGAAGUCAGCUGGGAUGAUGGAACCCGUGCAGCCGCAGCCGCCGCAGCCGCAACCGCAGCAGCAGCAGCAGCAGCAGCAACAAUCCCCCCAGCCCCAUUCACAGCAUCCAUACAAGUGCACGUUGUGCAACUAUUCCACCACCACUUUGAAAGGCCUCAGAGUUCAUCAGCAGCACAAGCAUUCCUUCUGUGACAACUUGCCAAAAUACGAUGGGCCGCCUUCAAAUGCACCGCAGGAGAGCGAGGCAGAUGCUCACCCCUCUGCCAGCACGGUGAAGAAGAGCCAGACCUCCAUCCUUGGGCUCUCGUCUAAAAAUAACUUUGUUGCAAAAGCCCCUAGGAAGGUCUCAAAUGACUUCCCUUUAGAUCUCUCUCCCGUGAAAAAGAGAACUAGAAUUGAUGAAAUAGCGAGCAACCUGCAGAGCAAGAUCAGCCAAAACAAACAGCAGGAGGAUGCUGUGAUUAACGUAGAGGAUGACGAGGAAGAGGAGGAGGACAAUGAGGUGGAGAUAGAGGUGGAGUUAGACAGAGAGGAAGACCAAACAGAGCCAAUGAUAGAGGUUUCCAGUUCUUACGCACCCCAGCAAAUGUGGGGCAGAGAGGCUAAUGAUUCCCAGAAGGAGGCGAGCUUCAGGAGCAUGCAGCACGACUACAAUUCCACCAACGGGGCGGAGAUUGAGCUCACUUUGUCUGAGGAUGAGGAGGACUACUACUCUGCUGUCAGCAUGAAGGACCAUCAGAGCCCUAAUGCCUCUGUUCUGGGCAGCCAGUCCAACAUGUACGGUACCGACCAGAACAACGAGAAUUCGGAGUUCAGUGACUCUGGCAGGCUUUACUAUUGUAAACACUGUGAUUUCAGCAACAAAUCUGCCAGGAGUGUUAGCACCCACUACCAGCGAAUGCAUCCCUACAUCAAAUUCAGCUUUAGGUACAUCCUGGAUCCCAAUGAUCACAGUGCAGUGUACCGGUGCCUCGAGUGCUACAUUGACUAUACAAAUUUUGAGGACCUGCAGCAGCAUUAUGGGGAGCAUCAUCCUGAAGCUAUGAAUGUACUGAACUUUGAUCAUUCUGAUCUGAUCUACCGCUGCCGCUUCUGCUCUUACACAAGCCCAAAUGUUAGAAGCCUGAUGCCACAUUACCAAAGAAUGCAUCCCACAGUGAAAAUUAACAAUGCAAUGAUAUUUUCAAGCUACGUUGUUGAGCAGCAAGAAGGGCUGAACACAGAGUCUCAGACACUCAGAGAGAUCUUGAAUUCUGCUCCAAAAACUAUGGCAACCUCCACCCCCGUGGCUCGCGGGACUGGUGUGCCAGCUGGUUUUAACAAAAGUGCCACCAAGAGUUUCAGUCCUGAAUGUGAAAAUCAGAAGGAACCUUCAGUCAACACUGUGGUUGUUUAUGACUGUGACGUGUGUUCAUUUGCAAGCCCUAACAUGCAUUCAGUUUUGGUGCACUACCAGAAAAAGCACCCCGAAGAAAAGGCCUCAUAUUUCAGAAUCCAGAAGACCAUGCGUGUAGUCUCUGUUGACAGGGGCUCUGCCCUCGCCCAAAUGUCGUUUGAGCUGGGGGCUCCCAUCUCCCCGAAACUCUCCAACUUGGCUUCUCAGCCUCCAGCACCCCCGCCACCACCCCCAGACCUCUCUACUGAGCUCUACUACUGCAAACACUGUUCCUACAGCAACCGCUCCGUCGUGGGGGUGCUUGUCCACUACCAAAAGAGGCACCCGGAGAUCAAGGUCACGGCCAAGUACAUCAGGCAGGCCCCGCCGACCGCAGCCAUGAUGAGGGCAGGGGAGCUGCCGCCCGGCAUCCAGAGGCCACCGGUGUCCAUGCAGCAGCUGGGCCGCGGCGGGACCGAGAGCUCCGUGAGCCCUCCGGAGAACGAGAUGUUCUUCUGCCAGCACUGUGAUUACGGGAACCGGACCGUCAAGGGCGUGCUCAUCCACUACCAGAAGAAGCACCGCGACUUCAAAGCCAACGCGGAUGUGAUCAGGCAGCACACGGCCACCAUCAGGAGCCUUUGUGACCGCGGCCAGAAGAAAUCGGCCGGCAGCCUGCCUGCCCACGCCUCCGGCAGCGAGCGGGACAAGUCCAAGCUGAGAGCCCUCAAGUGCAGGCAGUGCAGCUACACCUCCCCUUACUUCUAUGCAUUGAGGAAGCAUAUUAAGAAAGACCACCCGACUCUGAAGGCCACGGUGACAUCCAUACUGAGGUGGGCGUUUCUGGAUGGCUUGAUAGAAGCUGGUUACCACUGUGAAUGGUGCAUUUAUUCACACACAGAGCCAAGCGGCUUGCUUGUGCAUUACCAAAGGAGGCAUCCCGAGCAUUAUGUUGAUUAUACCUACAUGGCAACCAAGCUCUGGGCAGGUCCUGAUCCUUCCCCUCCUGCCCUAGUGAUGCCAACAGAGAUGAAGACCUAUAAAUGCAGGGACUGCAUUUUUGAAGCAUCUUCUAUUUGGGAUAUUACCAAUCACUACCAAGCAUUUCACCCUUGGGCCAUGAAUGGGGAUGAAUCUGUGUUGUUAGAUAUCAUUAAGGAGAAAGAUACUGUUGAGAAAACCAUGCCACAGCCUGAUGAAGGUGGGGUCAGGAUGGAAUCUGAAGACCAGAUAGCAACACCACAGAUGGAUCAGGAUGCAGAGUGUGCAGAGGAUCCCAGCCUUUCCCAUGAAAAAACUGUGCAGCUGGCUUCUGCAAAUCCUGCCAUCUCCUCCACUCCAUACCAGUGUACAGUGUGCCAGUCUGAGUACAACAACCUGCAUGGCCUCCUGACACAUUAUGGCAAAAAGCAUCCUGGCAUGAAAGUGAAGGCAGCAGACUUUGCUCAGGAUAUAGACAUUAACCCAGGGGCUGUGUACAAGUGCAGACACUGCCCCUACAUUAACACACGCAUUCAUGGCGUCCUCACACACUACCAGAAGCGGCACCCAUCGGUAAAAGUCACUGCUGAAGACUUUGUGCAUGACGUGGAGCAGUCGACUGACAUAGCUCAGAACGACGUGGAAGAGACAAGCAGGAUUUUCAAGCAAGGCUAUGGUGCUUACCGCUGCAAGCUCUGCCCCUACACCCACGGAACCCUUGAGAAGCUGAAAAUCCACUAUGAGAAGUACCACAAUCAACCCGAGUUUGAUGUUUUUGCCCAGUCACCACCCAAGGUGUCUGCCUCAGUGGAGCCAGACAUGGUGACUGAAAUCAAGACCUCCCCAGAAAUUGCUGCUGAGGAUGUUGGAGAGGUGUCCAUGCCGGCGCCUCAUUUCUCUAGUUCUCACUUAGUGUCUCACACAGUUUUCCGGUGUCAGCUCUGUAAAUAUUUCUGCUCCACCCGGAAGGGGAUAGCAAGACACUACCGCAUCAAACACAACAACGUCCGGGCGCAGCCGGAGGGCAAGAACAACCUCUUCAAGUGUGCUCUGUGCUCCUACACCAACCCCAUCCGCAAAGGGCUCGCGGCACACUAUCAGAAAAGACAUGACAUUGAUGCUUACUACACUCACUGCCUGGCAGCCUCCAGGACAGUAAGCGACAAACCCAAUAAAGUGAUCAUUCCAUCGCCUCCCAAGGAUGACACUCCUCAGCUCAGCGAGGAGCUGAGGAGGGCUGUGGAGAAGAAGAAGUGCUCGCUCUGCUCCUUCCAGUCCUUCAGCAAGAAGGGCAUCGUGUCCCACUACAUGAAGCGCCACCCUGGUGUUUUCCCUAAGAAGCAGCAUGCCAGCAAGCUGGGGGGAUACUUCACUGCCGUGUACGCUGAUGAGCACGAAAAACCAGCUCCAGCCGAGGAGAGGAACGACUUUGAAAAGCCUGAGGUGGAGGCUGAGGCUCAGGAAAUCGAGUGGCUUCCCUUCAGGUGCAUUAAAUGUUUCAAGCUGUCCUUCAGCACGGCAGAGCUGCUGUGCAUGCAUUACACUGACCACCACAGCAAGGAUUUGAAGAGGGACUUUUCCAUACUUGGAAGUGGCACCCGCUCUCAGAGCCCUGUCUACCAGUGCAAGCACUGUGAUACAAAAUUGCAUAGCACGGCAGAGCUGACUGCACACUUGAAUGGUCACAAUGAGGAAUUCCAGAAGCGUGCCAAACGUCAGGAGAGGAGGAAGCAGCUUUUGAGCAAGCAGAAAUAUGCAGAUGGUGCUUUUGCAGAUUUCAAACAAGAGAGGGCCUUUGGACACUUGGAAGAUGUCUCAAAACUCAAGGAGAGGAAGGUGGUUGGCUACAAGUGCAAAUUUUGCGUGGAAGUCCAUCCAACACUUCGAGCCAUCUGUAAUCACCUCCGCAAGCAUGUCCAGUACGGGAAUGUCUCUUCUGUGUCGGCCACUGUGAAGGGUCUGCGAUCCCACGAGAGGAGUCACUUGGCUCUGGCCAUGUUUGCCCGGGAAGACAAGUACAGCUGCCAGUAUUGCUCCUUUGUCUCUGCUUUCAGGCACAACCUGGACCGCCACAUGCAGACCCACCACGGACACCACAAGCCAUUCCGCUGCAAGCUCUGCCCCUUCAAGUCCUCCUACAACAGCCGCCUGAAAACCCAUAUCCUCAAGGCUCACGCUGGUGAACAUGCCUACAAAUGUUCCUCCUGCUCAUUUUCCACCAUGACAAUCAGCCAGCUGAAAGAGCACUCCUUGAAAGUGCAUGGGAAAGCACUGACACUACCAAGACCCCGCAUUGUCAACCUUGCAGCCUCACACGCCCACCACACCUCCAAGAACCACACUCCUGCUGAAGAAGUGGAGGACUCUAAUGACUCUUCAUACUCGGAGCCUCCUGAUGUUCAGCAGCAGUUGAACCACUACCAGUCUGCAGCUUUGGCCAGGAACAACAACAACAUCAGCCCAAUCCCACUUUCUGGGAGUGCUGCAGGAGUGGAAAAAGCGGAAGCCAUCCUUAACUGUGAAUUUUGCGAAUUCUCCUCGGGUUACAUACAGAGCAUCCGGCGCCACUACCGCGACAAGCACGGAGGGAAGAAGCUCUUCAAGUGCAAAGAUUGUUCCUUUUACACAGGCUUUAAAUCUGCUUUUACUAUGCACGUGGAGGCCGGGCAUUCGGCAGUCCCCGAGGAAGGACCCAAAGACCUUCGCUGCCCUCUCUGUCUCUACCACACCAAAUACAAACGCAACAUGAUCGACCACAUAGUUCUGCACAGAGAGGAGAGGGUCGUUCCCAUUGAAGUCUGCCGUUCCAAGCUGUCCAAGUACCUGCAGGGAGUCGUUUUCCGCUGUGACAAGUGUACCUUCACCUGCUCCAGUGACGAGAGCUUGCAGCAGCACAUAGAGAAGCACAAUGAACUGAAACCUUACAAAUGCCAACUCUGCUACUAUGAGACCAAACACACAGAGGAGCUGGAUGCUCACCUUCGAGAUGAGCACAAGGUGAGUCGUAAUUUUGAGCUGGUUGGACGGGUUAACUUGGACCAGUUGGAGCAAAUGAAAGGGAAAACAGAGAGCUCUAGCAGUGAUGAAGAAGAAAAAGAAGAAGAGUUAAGCCCCAAGGCUCAAGAGAGAGAUCCCAUGAUGUUUCCUGACAGCAGUGCUCCAGAGAAACGCUUUCCGUGCGAGUUCUGCGGCCGAUCCUUCACCGAGGGCUCCGAGUGGGAGCGGCAUGUGCUGAGGCAUGGCAUGGCGCUGAACGAGAGCAAGCACAGGAGCGGCGAGGACAGCCAGCCCAAGGAGGACGUGGAGGACACGGCCAGCACGCUGCCAGAAGAGAAGGAAGGAAUCGAGACCAUGGUGGUGGACUACUCCCACGGUGGGGAAACAGCUGUCAGCAUGGUGGCUGCUGACCAACCUCUCCUAGACACCCCGGAGGCCAAAAACGAAUAAGAAUAAGAGUUUGGUGUGGUUCUGAUCGACAGUACUUGAACAGUGAUGAGCGGGGCGGGGCGGGCAGAAGGAAGAAAUAAAGCUGCUUUUAGGACUGAAUGAUCUAUUUUCAAAGCACUGGUACCUGUGUGAGUGUGUGUAUAUUAAAAGUUAUUUAAGUGAUGGGAUAAGUGGCUCCAUUACGUCACUGCAUCUUUUGUUUUCCUCCUGGAUCUGACGGUGGGAAGUUACGCUCAUCCUUGGACUAAUGAAGCAACUCCCCGUGUUUUUCCUACAUUACACAUCGUGCUUUGCAGUGGAGACUUCGAUUGUUUUAUGAGUGGAAGCGUCGUGAGCGUGGAAGAAGUGGUAGGGGGACAACUUUUGGACGCACAAGUUUAUGUGCGUUUUUCUAGUUUUAAUACGUAAAACGCUUUUCCAGACUGAAAGCAACUGCUUUAGAAAAGAAAAAAAAAAAAAAUUAAAAAAAAAAAGGGGAAAAAAAAAAGGAAAAAAAAAAACCACAGGG
Pyrgilauda ruficollis (rufous-necked snowfinch) is the source of this 8073-nucleotide messenger RNA. It is a transcript of the gene ZNF462, whose product is annotated as zinc finger protein 462. The transcript has 13 exons. The record is from RefSeq and is a predicted model, not a curated record. Gene Ontology annotation, biological process: regulation of gene expression. Gene Ontology annotation, cellular component: nucleus. Bases 159 to 7565 code for a protein of 2468 amino acids. NCBI's taxonomy places the organism in Eukaryota, Metazoa, Chordata, Aves, Passeriformes, Passeridae.